CUAUAAUGACAAAUAAUACUUUUAAAUGUUUAUAAAGUAGUUUCGACACUUAUGCAAAGAAAAUAAAGCAUAACGUGAGGUAUAUAUAGGGCAGCAUUUAACAAUUUACUUCAGAAUAUCGCCGAAUACAAUUUAAUUAAUUUCGAAAAAUCGAGGCACGAAUUGAAAAAUUACAACAUCUAAAAUGAAACUCUAUUUCCUUACCAUUCUUCUGAUAGGUUAUCUAAGUAAUUUAGAUAAUGUCGAUUCAAUGUUUAUUGAGUCCUUGGAAUCAUUCUCUGUCAACUUGUACAAGACAGUAGCAAGACACGAAUCAGGAAACGUUUUAUUAUCUCCCUUGAGUGCAAACUUAGCUUUAAGUAUGGUUGUACUCGGAGCUAGAGGAAAUACAAAAAGAGAAUUACUCCAAACUCUCUAUUUAGAAGAUCACGAUGCACAGAUCAAAUAUGAUUAUAGUAGUCUUUACUAUACGCUGCCUAAUGUCAAUAGCUCAGAACUUAAUAUUUUGAAUAAAGCGUUUAUCAGUACCAACCUGAAUGUUAAGCAAACCUAUAAAGAUGUAUUAACACGGUAUUUCCAUGCAGAAGAAGAACAACUAGAUUUUUCUAAUGCAGGACAAGCAGCAAGAUCAAUCAACACAUGGGUGUCAAGAGGAACAAAUGGCAAAAUCAACCAAAUUCUGACUGCCGGCGAUUUGGAUGAAAAUACAGCCAUGGUUCUCACCAAUGUCGUUUACUUUAAAGGCGAAUGGCAAUACAAAUUCGAAGAUUUUAAUUAUCUCUACUUUAAUAGUGCUGACGGACAGAGAACUUUAGUACCAGGAAUGAAACAAGAAGUUGACAUAUCUUAUGCAAAUGUUCCUGCAAUAGGCGCAAGUUUUGUAGAAUUGCCAUAUAAGGGCAGUAGUGAUAUUAUAAUGCAGAUCGUACUCCCUAACUCUGAUGUGAGUCUUCAAGAAGUUGAAACAAAAUUAGAAACAAUAACACUACCAAACUUGAGAAAGGAAAGAUCUUCAAAAAAAGUUAUUAUUUACAUGCCCAAGUUUAAAUUUGAAAAAACCAUUGAAUUGAUACCUAUUCUAAAAGAGAUGGGUAUUCAAGAAUUAUUCAGCUACAGAUCGGAUUUAGGUGGAAUUACACAGCAGCUGCUUAAGGUGAACAAAAUUAAGCAGAAAGUUGUAAUUGAGGUCAACAAAGAAGGCUCUGAAGCUGCAGCAGCUACUGCUGUUGUGGCUGUCUUCAGAACUGCUUAUUCGAGAAGAGGCGACGGUCCAAUAAACUUUAGAGUUGAUCGUCCAUUCCAUUUUAGAAUUAUCAAAACAGGAGGUAGAAAUGACGGUAUUGUAUUGUUCUCUGGAAACUACAAAAGACCAGAAUAUUUACUUGCCUUUCUUCUGAUAGGUUAUCUAAGCAACUUAGAUAAUGUCGAUUCAUUGUUUAUUGAGUCCUUGGAAUCAUUCGCUGUCAACUUGUACAAGACAGUAGCAAGACACGAAUCAGGAAACGUUUUAUUAUCUCCCUUGAGUGCAAACUUAGCAUUAAGUAUGGUUUUACCCGGAGCUAGAGGAAAUACAAAAAAUGAAUUACUCCAAGCUCUCUAUUUAAGAAAUUUUACUGAUCGCCAGAUCAUAGAGAGUUAUCAUUCUCUUCACUAUUUUCUAGGAACAAAUGGCAAAAUCAACGAAAUUCUAACUCCCGGCGAAAUAGAUUCAAAUACAGCCAUGGUUCUCACCAAUGUCGUUUACUUUAAAAGCGAAUGGCAAUACAAAUUUAAAGAUUAUAAUCGUUUAUACUUCAAUAGUAGUAAUGGACAGCGUACCUUAGUACCAGGAAUGAAACUAAAAGUUAACAUAUCUUAUGCAAAUGUUCCUGCAAUAGGCGCAAGUUUUGUAGAAUUGCCAUAUAAUGGAAGUAGUAAUAUUGUAAUGCAGAUCGUACUCCCCGACAAUGAUGUGAGUCUUGAAGAAGUUGAAACAAGAUUAGAAGCAAUCACACUCCAAAACUUGAGAAAGCUAAGAUCUAUUCAAAAAGUUUCGAUUAUCAUGCCCAUGUUUAAAUUUGAAAAAACCAUUGAAUUGAUACCUACUCUAAAAAAGAUGGGUGUUCAAGAAUUAUUCAACUACAGAUCGGAUUUAAGUGGAAUUUCACAACAGUCGCUUAAGGUGGACAAAAUUAAGCAGAAAGUUGUAAUUGAGGUGAACAAAGACGGCUCUGAAGCUGCAGCAGCUACUACUGCUGUUGUGGCUUUAUACAGUUCUGCUAAUGCGGUAAACCUUGAUAUUCCAUUUAAGGUUAAUCGUCCAUUCCAUUUCAGAAUUAUCAAAACAUUUGGUAUAAACGACGGUGUUGUAUUGUUCUCUGGUAAAAUAAAAAUGUUAGGCUCAGUAAAUAGAGGUUUGUAAAAGUACAACAGUGUC
Molecule: messenger RNA, 2416 nt
Organism: Leptopilina heterotoma
Lineage: Eukaryota; Metazoa; Arthropoda; Insecta; Hymenoptera; Figitidae
Product: neuroserpin-like
Exons: 15
Coding region: 185-2401 (738 amino acids)
Molecular function (GO): serine-type endopeptidase inhibitor activity
Source: RefSeq, a predicted model, not a curated record